This is a messenger RNA of Cercospora beticola, 1066 nucleotides long. RefSeq lists its product as uncharacterized. Lineage: Eukaryota; Fungi; Ascomycota; Dothideomycetes; Mycosphaerellales; Mycosphaerellaceae. Gene Ontology annotation, molecular function: hydrolase activity. The record is from RefSeq and is a predicted model, not a curated record.
CUUCCUUUCGGCGUUGUUGAGAGGGUAUAAAAGGUGGGAGCCGUGAUUCAAAUUCAAACAUACUCCCAUCGUGCCGUGCCUGCGAAUCUGCCAGUUCUUUGCCUAUACAGCAACCACCAUGGUCCGCUCCACCCUCUACCUGAACGUCGCCCUCGCGGCAAUCGCUCAAGCCCUCCCAACUGCCUCCGACGAGCACAAAAUCAUCGAAGCCGGCUUCAGCCCAAUCGACACAGCUCCCUUCGCACCAGCACCAAUCUCCGAAGAAGAUCUCACGCCCAUCACCUCAGCGACAGAGCUCACGGCCGAAGAAGUUCUCGCGGGACUCGAUAUCUCCAAGCGCCAAAGCUCUUGCGCCUCAGGCGUCUACAUGAUCGUCGCUCGCGGAUCCGGCGAACCACAAGGCCCAGGUCGUCUUUCUCAAGUUGUCCAGCUCAUCGGGCAAAGAAUUCCAGGCUCAGUUUUCACCAGUGUUGUCUACCCAGCCAACAUUAUCGACUUUGGUGCUCCAGCUUAUCCUUUCUCUGUACGAGAAGGUAUUCGAGAAGUUCAGCGAUUGAUCGAAGCGAGAGUAAACCAAUGUCCCAACGAGCGAAUUGUCCUCCUCGGGUAUAGCCAAGGCGCGAAUGCGUGCUCGACAGGAUUGGCUGGAAGUGGAUUUGGAAAUCCACCUUUGAAGGAGAACCUGCGAGGAAACAUCCGCGGCGUUGCCCUCUUCGGCGACCCAGCCCAAGCCGCCAACCAAGCCUACAACCGCGGCACUGCAACCGAUGGGGAAGGGAUUCUCGGCCGCACAGACUUCAGCCUUCCAGAAUUGAGUCGAUAUUCGAGCCGUUUGCUGCAGUGGUGUGAUCGCGGUGAUCGUGUUUGUGCGGAGAACAUCGAGCCAUAUGAUGGUGCAGUGCAUUCGAACGUUGUAUCGAGAUAUGCCAAUGCUGCGGCGAACCAUAUUGCGAAUGUGGCGACGAGGUAGAUGUGACCCGGGUACAGUGGGUUCUGAACAUAUAGUGACCCAGGCACCAGAUAUUAGCACAGGUCCAACGAAUGAUCCCAAUGAGAUUUUGAUGUC